CAAAAAACAAAUAAAAAUGCUGUAGCGUUUUGGUUUUUUAUUGAGAAACGAGGUCAAGACAAGACAAAUAGUGACAAGAUUGAGUUUCGUUUUUCGCUUUGCCUGUGCCGUUUACAGCAUUCGUAACGAACAGGAGUUGAGAAGUAUGUUUUGGACUAACUUAAGAACUACAGCUAGCUACGGAAGCUUGCGAGAAAAAUGCAUUGUUCAAACGUCACUUUUAAAGGGCACACCGAUGCCCAAAUUAUACAAGUCGUCAAUAGCAGAGCGAAGGACGUCUCCAGCUGCUUACUGCAUGGAUCAAGUAAAGCAGCAUGACUAUGAGAAUUAUCUGUGCUCACUUCUCUUACCCGCUGGUUUGCGAAGAAGUGCCUUCGCUAUUCGGGCGUUCAACGUCGAGCUCGCUCAGAUUCGAGACGUUGUUUCAAGAGCGGACAUCGGUGUGAUGAGGAUACACUUUUGGAAAGAUGCGGUCGAGAGGGUUUACAAGGGAAAUCCCCCCGAACAUCCAGUCGCACAGGAGCUGAGCGUGGUGGUUCAGUCAAAACAGCUAUCACGACAUUGGAUGACCAGAAUGAUUGAAUCAAGGGAAAGUACACUCGGUGACAGGCCACAUAGUACCUUGACUGAGCUCGAAGAAUAUGCCGAAAAAAGUGUGUCCUGCACUCUCUAUCUCAUUCUGCAAGCCAUGGGUGUACAGAAUGUAGCAUGUGAUCACGUCGCAAGCCAUGUAGGGAAACUGCAAGGAUUAACAAAUCUGAUUAGAGGUAUCCCUUUCAAUGCUGCAAAAGGCCGCGUGUAUCUUCCAAUUGACCUCAUGGCCAAGCAUAAGGUGUCGCAAGAGUCAGUUGCACAUGGGAAAGUAGACUUAAAGGAACUGAUAUAUGACAUCGCUUGCACAGCCCAUCAACACUUAGCUAAGGCACGCAGUUUGCAAAAAGAUGUACCAAGGGAUGUAGGACUAGUUUAUCUUCCUGCGGUAGCUUCCAGUGCAUAUUUGGAAAAGCUACGUCGCAGCGAUUUUAAUGUGUAUGACAGACGACUACAUGUGCGUAAUGGCCUUCUGCCGUUAUCCUUAUGGUGGCAUAAAGUAAAGAGAACAUUUUAGACUGCUAGGUCAGUGAAGGUUGUGCAGUGUUCCUGCUUGUGACAACGGACGAAACAUAUGUGCUGAGGACGUCAUGUGCACAUCACGUAUGCCCAGACAACAGAAACUCAUCUUCAAGGUGUUUUUAAAAUGUUCUCGUGAGAAGAUGAGAACGUCCUGAGAACAUGCUCAGCUAGUUCAGAUGAAGUCCAAGAAAGGUCCUGUUGUCUGGCCUCAGCCUAUCUUCUGAACAGCAACAAAUGGUUCACCAGGGCAAUUCUGGCACUUUUUCAGGAUUUAUAGGCUACUAAAACGUACUCAGUUGGUCUACCAGGACAUUUUGUGUACCAACUUUGCUACCCACAAAGGACAUUUCUGGCACAUUUUACGUACCGACUACGCUGCCCACCAAGAUUGGUUGUAUGCUGAAUUACUGUAUUUUAUUAGAUAUUACUUUUAUGUGAGGCCAACAUUAGGUAUAUGGUUGUGCAUUUACGGUAUAUAAAUGUGUCAAUAUAAAUGCAGACAAUGCACAUGCAGGGCACGUGGCUUUGUCACCCGCUGAAGCAAGCACAAGAACAACCAGUUGUUUUAAAUGCUUUAUUCUGAUGGCCCCAACAAAGGCCAACAAUAAAAUCCUUCAAACGAU
Rhipicephalus microplus (southern cattle tick) is the source of this 1736-nucleotide messenger RNA. RefSeq names its product NADH dehydrogenase (ubiquinone) complex I, assembly factor 6 homolog sicily (gene sicily). Gene Ontology annotation, cellular component: mitochondrion. Gene Ontology annotation, biological process: biosynthetic process; mitochondrial respiratory chain complex I assembly. NCBI's taxonomy places the organism in Eukaryota, Metazoa, Arthropoda, Arachnida, Ixodida, Ixodidae. The record is from RefSeq and is a predicted model, not a curated record.